AUGAUAAUCUUCCACAGUUACCGUCUGAGAAAUGACUGUCUGCUCAGUGCAUCAAGCUUUAUGUGAACCAAUGCGAGAUGGAGAUUAGAGCUGGCAAAUGGAGGAAAGUCAGUUUAUUCUGCCCCAAGUACACUGCCGUCUUCCUCUUCCUGGUCGUGUUCGCCGUGUACUUCCUGCAACGUAACAUAAACUUGCUGGAGACUCCAGCAGUGGCCAAUGUAACGGCUGUUCAUCAGUUGUUUCAGAAUAAAACCACCCCCACCACUCCUGUCCCAAACCGCCAACACAUCAACUGCAGCCACCACCAGCUGUUGCCUGAGGAACGCCGCCUGCUGGACUCCAUUGCUUGGCCUGAAACCCCUCGCCUCCCUGUGCCCAUAUCCCUGAAGACGACCUCUGACCCCGCCCACAGCACCUUCACAAUCCUGCCGGUGAGGGCAGGAGGUCAGUGGCAUGUAGGCGAUGAGCUGGAGGCUCUGAUCCAAAUUCGUGACUUUCAGGGUCGUCCAAAACACUUCGGGGGAGAUCUUGUGAUUGCUCGCCUGCAUGACCGGACCCUCGGUGCAGGUGUGGCCGGGCGAGUGGUGGACCACCUGAACGGCUCCUACACCGCUGUGUUUCCAUUACUCUGGGAGGGACGAGCACAAGUUGAGGUGACGCUGGUUCACCCCAGUGAGGCCAUCUCGGUGCUGCACAGGCUGACCAUGGAACAGCCAAACCGGCUCUCCUACUUCAGCCUCUUCCGGUCUGGCUCUGUUUCUGAAACUGUGGCUUGUAACGAGUGCCUGCCUCCAACCCAGCCACUGUGCAAUUACACCGACCUCCACACGGGGGAGCCGUGGUUCUGCUACAAGCCAAAGAAUCUGAGCUGUGAUACCAGGAUCACCCACUUUAGAGGAAGUCCUAAGCACAAUCUCAUGGCCAAGGAGGAGACACUCUUUCGAAGUGGGGUCAACAUGAAGGUCUCCAUCCGAGCUUCAGGGUGCAACAACAUCACUGUGCUGCCAAAGGAGAAAGGACAACCAGAGGUGAAGAGCAGCACCGUGAAGCCUGAGCCUGCUGGAUAUUACUACCAGGGUGCAUGGCGAGCACUAGGGGGCGCCACAGUUCAUCAGUUCAACAACCCCUCUGCCAUCAGUCAGUGUCUGACAGACAAGGUGGUGCACAUGUAUGGCGACUCCACCAUCAGACAGUGGUUUGAAUACCUCAACAGUGUGUUGCCAGACCUCAAAGAGUUUAAUCUGCACAGCGCAAAGAGAACCGGACCCUUCAUGUCUGUGGACAUGGCACGAAACAUCCUGGUGAAGUAUCGCCCCCACGCCCCUCCACUCAGCUGGACGGUCAUCCCAGCCAAUGAGCUGCACUACGUCGCCAACGAGCUGGACGGCAUAGUUGGAGGCUCCAGAACUGUCGUGGUUCUCAGCGUCUGGGCUCACUUUGGCUCUUAUCCCAUCGAGGUGUACCUACGAAGACUGCUGAGCAUCCGCAGGGCGGUGCUGCGGCUGCUGGACAGAGCUCCUGACACGCUGGUGGUCAUCCGGACCGCAAACCUCAGGGCCUUGACACUUGGCAUUGCGCUGACCAACAGCGACUGGUACACGCUGCAGCAGGACAGGGCGCUCCGGGCCGUGUUCAAAGGGCUGAACGUUCACCUGGUGGAUGCCUGGGAUAUGGUCCUGGCCCACCACCUGCCCCAUGAAAUUCACCCACGACCCCCCAUUAUCAAGAACAUGAUAGACGUCCUCUUGUCCUACAUAUGCCCUCAAGAAAAAGCUUAGGUGUGUUGAAGAGUUAGCAUAGAAAGCCAGAGCCACUGAUCUACUGGAGACACAUGGAUGAUUUUUGUCUCAUAAUGUGACUGGUAAUUUGACCCAACAAUCAAGUGUCUGAAAAAGCUUGGCGUUACAAACAAAAGCUGUUAAGAUAAUAGCUUCAUUUGUAAAGU
Messenger RNA from Myripristis murdjan (pinecone soldierfish), 1945 nucleotides. Its product is annotated as NXPE family member 3-like. The record is from RefSeq and is a predicted model, not a curated record. The transcript is spliced from 8 exons. Bases 78 to 1778 code for a protein of 566 amino acids. NCBI's taxonomy places the organism in Eukaryota, Metazoa, Chordata, Actinopteri, Holocentriformes, Holocentridae.